UCAUUUCCUCGCGCGCGCCGGAAGUGGCGGUGCUCGGCGGCGGCGCGCCGGGCCGGCCAGCGCAGGGCGCUGGCCAGGUGAGCGGUUCCCCAGGGCGGCGGCGCUGAGCGGAGGGCGCGAAAAGUCACCACCCAUAUAAUGGACUUUAUAGAUCAGAUUGCUUAGUGUGGAUGUCAUGGUAACAAUACAGGAAAUAUACUUAAUUUCUCACUUCUGCAAGUAGUCAUGACUGCUGAAGAAAGAAUCUUUUUAAACUACAGCAGAGUUCAUUUGGGUACCUUUUAUGGAAAUCCUAAUCUUGUUUUUAAUUUUUGAUAUUUUUUUCUAAAGUUAUGAACAAGCCAAGAGCUUGUCUUGUUGGGCAAACACACAGUAGUAAGAAUGUCUAGAAGAGGACCGAUUCUUCACAGCCGGACCCAGUGGCUGCUGUUGGGCCUUGCUUUGCUCUUCAGUUUAGUAUUAUUUAUGUACCUCCUGGAAUGUGCCCCUCAGACUGAUGGAAAUGCAUCUCUUCCUGGUGUUGUUAGAGAAAAUUAUGGUAAAGAAUAUUACCAGGCCCUCCUGCAGGAGCAAGAAGAACAUUACCAAACCAGGGCAACCAGUCUGAAACGCCAAAUUGCCCAGCUAAAGCAAGAACUACAAGAAAUGAGUGAGAAGAUGAGAUCAUUGCAAGAGAAAAAGAAUAUAGGGGCUAACAGCAUAGGCUAUCAAGGCAACAGAGAGCAGACACCUGGUGAUCUCUUAGAGUUUCUUCAUUCUCAGAUCGACAGAGCUGAAGUUAGCAUAGGAGCCAAACUACCCAGUGAGUAUGGAGUCGUUCCCUUUGAAAGCUUUACUUUAAUGAAAGUAUUUCAGUUGGAAAUGGGUCUCACUCGCCAUCCUGAAGAAAAGCCAGUUAGGAAAGACAAACGAGAUGAAUUGGUAGAAGUUAUUGAAGCUGGCUUGGAGGUCAUUAAUAAUCCUGAUGAAGAUGAUGAACAGGAAGAUGAGGAGGGCCCUCUUGGAGAGAAACUGAUAUUUAAUGAAAAUGACUUCAUAGAAGGCUAUUAUCGCACUGAGAGAGAUAAAGGCACACACUAUGAACUCUUUUUUAAGAAAGCAGACCUUAUGGAAUACAGACAUGUAACCCUCUUCCGCCCUUUUGGACCACUCAUGAAAGUGAAGAAUGAGAUGAUUGACAUUACGAGAUCAGUUAUUAAUAUCAUUGUGCCACUGGCUGAAAGGACUGAAGCGUUUUCACAGUUCAUGCAGAACUUCAGAGAUGUUUGCAUUCAUCAAGACAAGAGGAUUCAUCUCACUGUUGUAUAUUUUGGGAAAGAAGGACUAUCUAAAGUCAAGUCUAUCCUAGAAUCUAUCACAAGUGAGUCUAAUUUUCACAAUUACACCUUGAUCUCGCUGAAUGAAGAAUUUAAUCGUGGACGAGGGCUAAAUGUGGGUGCCCGAGCUUGGGACAAGGGAGAGGUCUUGAUGUUUUUCUGCGAUGUUGAUAUAUAUUUCUCAGCCGAGUUCCUUAACAGCUGCCGGCUAAAUGCUGAGCCAGGUAAAAAGGUGUUUUAUCCUGUCGUGUUCAGUCUUUACAAUCCUGCCAUCGUUUAUGCCAACCAGGAUGUGCCACCCCCAGUGGAGCAGCAGCUGGUUCAUAAAAAGGAUUCUGGUUUUUGGAGAGAUUUUGGCUUUGGGAUGACUUGUCAAUAUCAAUCAGAUUUCCUGAAUGUUGGUGGAUUCGACUUGGAAGUAAAAGGCUGGGGUGGAGAAGAUGUUCAUCUCUACCGGAAAUACUUACAUGGUGAUCUCAUUGUGAUUCGGACUCCAGUUCCUGGUCUUUUCCACCUCUGGCACGAGAAACACUGUGCAGAUGAGCUGACACCCGAGCAGUACCGGAUGUGCAUCCAGUCCAAAGCCAUGAACGAGGCUUCUCACUCUCACCUGGGAAUGAUGGUCUUUAGGGAGGAAAUAGAGAUACAUCUUCGCAAACAGGCGUACAGAACAAACAGUGAUGCUGCUGGGUGACAGCCUUCAACACACUGAAGUCAGAACCACAAACCAGCACUGUUAUUCAGCCUUAAUCCAAAUCGAGAUUCUGUGCCUCGUCCAGAGAAAAACUGUUUAUUUUUCAUGUUCUUACUGAAUUUUAUUUGUAGUUCAGCUUGAUGUGAGAAAAAAACACAGGUGUUUGGAUGCAAAGCCAGUUUUGUGAGAGUACUGUAGCAGAAACAGUUGACAAAAUGAAAUUUGGUAUUUGUUCCCAAAAUAGUUUGAAAUAGUCUGCCUGGUACCUGUGUUCUGAUUGGCCCAGGGUGCUGGGCUGACGUUGUGUUAGUCGGCACAUCUACAGGGAAACAGAACAUUGGUUCGUCAUGCUCUGCAGGCAGAUAUCACCUGCUAACCACUAAGUCGAUCAUUCAACUCCAGUUUUUAAUGAGAGCUUCUGUUGAUGACAUGUAGAAUGGUUUUCACAGGGAAUAAUUAAAUGACACGUCUGAAAUCUCCAGUCCAUCAGGAAGUCAGAAAUCAGGGCCUCCUAACUUCCUGUUGCUUUACCUCUAAGUCUCUGCCUUUAAGCCAAUAGAUACAACAUACAUAGUUUAAAAUCUAUGGUUUGAUUAUAAAUAAGAUAUAUCAUUAUAUUAUCAUCAUCUUCAAAAUGCAUAAUCAAAACUGCUAGAUUGUUUUGAACAAACAAGUAAAUGAAGAAGCGUUUAAACAAAUCAUUUUGUUACAUUGGAAUGCAGGAAAAUAUAUAGGUUUGGGAACAUCAUCUUACUAUAAGCCAGAGGCAUCACAACCUUCCUGAAGAGGCAUAGAAGAUACAAACAUUAUAGUAUGGUUUUGUAUGGCUUUUGUUUUGCACUGUCUUAUUUAGCAUAGGUACAGGUAUAUUUAUUUUAUAAUAUGUUAAUUUUUGCCACAGCUGUGUUUGCAUUUGUAUUAUACUUCCAGUUGAAGGCAUUUCAUUGGAAAAAAAGCAAUUUAAUGCAUUGUAUAAUAAGAUCACUCUGAUUUGAAAAAAGGGAAGGAAAAUAAUCUGAUAGAAAUAUGAAUUAUGGAGUACUUUAAAAAAUUAUGUACAGAUUGACUGUUAUUUUAAUUGAAGUAUAAAUUAUAUUAAUGAGACCAGAGGAAUAAGAAAUUAUAUUCUGAUAGGACUGUACUAUAGUAUUUAUCAUAUGGAUAUUUUAUCAUUGAGCCAUUUACUAGACGAAGUAAAAGGCAUGCAUAAUUUUUUCAGCCCUUGACUUUUAAAGGGCACCUACUAUUUGUAUAUAACUUAUGAAAACUCAGAAAAGGUCAUUUUUUUCAGUAAGUCAUACACUUACAGAUGUUACAAAUGCCAAAUUUCUAGGUGCUAAAGUGAAUCCAAUUUCAUAAUAACUAAUUAUUAAGGGUUCUAGCUGGGUAAUAUUUAGGUGUUUUUUUU
This is a messenger RNA of Chionomys nivalis (European snow vole), 3418 nucleotides long. It is a transcript of the gene Csgalnact2, whose product is annotated as chondroitin sulfate N-acetylgalactosaminyltransferase 2. The coding region runs from base 382 to 2010 and encodes 542 amino acids. Lineage: Eukaryota; Metazoa; Chordata; Mammalia; Rodentia; Cricetidae. The record is from RefSeq and is a predicted model, not a curated record. Gene Ontology annotation, cellular component: Golgi cisterna membrane. Gene Ontology annotation, molecular function: glucuronosyl-N-acetylgalactosaminyl-proteoglycan 4-beta-N-acetylgalactosaminyltransferase activity. The transcript has 8 exons.